Molecule: messenger RNA, 2004 nt
Organism: Aspergillus nomiae NRRL 13137
Lineage: Eukaryota; Fungi; Ascomycota; Eurotiomycetes; Eurotiales; Aspergillaceae
Product: putative heat shock trehalose synthase
Exons: 6
Coding region: 1-2004 (667 amino acids)
Source: RefSeq, a predicted model, not a curated record
AUGCCCGAACUGCAGCAACUGAGAAAACGGGACAAUGAUAUCAAUGCAACGAUAUCCUGGUCCGGUCGGUCGUUGACUACCAUCUACGCUGGUAUCUCCAUUCUGCACCGCAACUACGGAGAUAGCAGAGCCGCCAUCGCCUUUCGAAACUCAGCGUAUCUAUUCGACUAUGUCGUGUUCAAUCUGCCUGCCGAGUCUUCCAAGACACCUGCCCAUACCAUUUGCAAUCGAAUCGUCUCCGAACUGCGGGCCUACAGUGAGAAGCACACGGAAAAGAUCACAGGUUUGGCCUUACCGCUGUCCCUAGCUGACAAGUAUCCGUCCCUCUGUUCUCAGCUCUGGAGGGAACUGGAUAUUCUGCCUCUAGUUCUGGAACACAAAGAACGGGCCAGGAGGGAUUCUGACCUGGGUGAAUUGGCCACCUUCUCAUCAUGGGGCACCAAAGAAUUCGAUGAACAGGCGGACUCAAUGGUCAGGAAGUGUAUGCGGUCUUUCGGCGUGGGCCACGUCCUGCAGGAAAACAUAGGCCUUGGGAGCUUGGUAGAGGUUGAUCGGAAUUUCCGGGUGCGGCUGGCCAAUCUGGAAGAUUACCAGGCGACGGUGACUGCUCAGACAUGGUCCAUCGUUCAACAUUAUGCAGAAGAACUCAAGCAACGGAAUGUGAAAAUUGCAUUCUUUAGCUUGUCCUCGCAAGGGAGACCAGAUAUCCAUACAAGGCAUUCAUUAGUGAGGCUCUUACACUACCUGGGGGUCAAUGCUAAAUGGUAUGUCCCAAAGCCGCGUCCAGGGAUGAGUUGCAUUAUCCGGAAGAUGCACGAUUCCCUAGAAGGAUUGAAUGCACCGGGUGAUUUUCUCACCAUUGAUGAUGAACUACGUAUUCUGCAAUGGGUCUAUGAAAAUGCCCGAAGAUACUGGCUGUGUGAAGAUGAUCCUCUGCAGGCACGGUCUAAGGGUGGCGCUGACAUUGUGAUCAUUGAUGAUGCGUCUCUUACACCCGCAGCAUUAUUAUCAAAGCAGGCCGAUCCGAAUCGACCAGUCAUUUUUGAAAAUCGAGUUCAAGUUCAACGGAGCGUGUUGCAGAAUUCAAAGAACUUAUCGACACGAUCGUGGGACUUCCUGCGGGAACGUCUUAGACAUGUGGAUCUUGUGGUAUCUCAAGCCCCGAAAGAGCUGGUACCGGAUAUGAUGCUGAAAAAGAAAGUUGGCUAUAUCCCGGUAUCUGUGGAUCAACUGGAUGGAUCUAGUAAGAAUAUGAGAGACUUUGACAUCACAUUUUAUGGACGCGAGUUCAACUCCUUGUGUCGAUCCUUCGAGACACCGAUUUUGAACUAUCCGGAGGAGCAAUACAUCCUCCACCUCUCACAAUUCAGAAACCUCGACGAGACCCUCACAGUCCUUCACGCCUACCAAAAGUUCUGCAUCCAUUGCUUGGACGCAGGGAUGAGCGUUCCCUUCCCCAAACUCCUCAUAUACCACUACGGACCAUCCCGCAGCUCCAAAAGCACUCUCAUCUAUGAUGCCAUCCUCUCCCACAUCGAGGUGGACAUGCCACAUCUCAGACCAUCCAUCUACGUAAUGCAAAUCGGCCCGCCAGAUCAGCUCUGGAAUACCCUUCUAACCAAAGCAAAAGUCGUCAUUGAACUGUCCAUGUGCGAAGGUAUUCCCGCCAUGCUGCUGGCUGCUAUCCAGAAAGGAAAACCCAUAAUCACUGAGAGGGAAAUGAGUCAGUUUUCCUUUACCAAGGGUGUUGAUAAUAUCCUUUUCUUUGAGAAGGGCGAUGUGGACAUCAUUUCCAGGCUCCUGGUGGAGCUCUGGACUGAUUCCCAGCUGAGCCCCAUGCUGCUGCCGGGGCCGAGGAGGCUGAGGGAUGAGCAUACGACGGUUGGGAAUGCGGUUAAUUGGUUGUUUUUGGCGGCGGAGAUGUCGCGCGAGGAUCAUGCUGUGGAGCUGGAUGGGAAGAGUAUCUUUGAGUUGGCUGGUCAGGGGGCUGGUUUGUGUGUUUGA